GACUCGCAAGACAAACCAAGCAGCGUAACUUGCCUGCAGUCAAAGAACCAAAACUGCGUCUUUGGGGAAUGUGCGCUGCGACGAAGCGGCAAUAACGUCUGAGGCACUCAACCUCCCACUCUACGUGGCUGGUCCCCGGUAUCCUCUCGCGUGCGCUUCGAUGCUCUUCCAGGGAAAACCAUGCCGCUGAUUUGCCAGCUGCCGAAUCGCUAGCGACCGUAGCUUACAUGACCAUUCACCCAGCUCAUUUACAGAAACGGUAGUGGCACCCCAAGAAGCGACCUUAUCUGAACUCUGCCAUCCCCGAGCACUGCAGCUCAGGGGCGUCCACCCAUCAGCUAUCCUCAUUUCCAAACUGUCAUCGUCAAGAACAAGCGGUUAGUGUCCAACCCAAAGGCCCUCCACUGUAUUGACACCAUUCCAACCAAUAUGGGCCUUCUCCGCACCUACAUGGACGCGAUGUUGACCGCCACCUUCUCUUCCCGCGGAUCCUCGUCUUGUAGUGCCACCACACCCAACAAGGGCAACAACAAGGCACUGCAAUCUCCUCAACCUUCCCCAGAACCGUCACCAUCGUCGGUAUCCACUACCGUCAUCCGGUCACCGCCCAAACGGUUAUCAGACUUGGAGGUGGUGGAGACCUUAGCACCGGCACUCUUCGGAGAAGUUUUGCUAUGUCUUGACACCAAAACUGGUCGCCAAUUCGCCGUCAAGCGCGUGGAUCUUCGCUGCGCUCGAGAUCAGGUGACAAUUGGCAAGCGUAUCCGAGUUGUUGAGAAUUUGCAACAGGAGCGUGCCGUGCACCGCAGACUCGUUGCUGCGCAGACCACUAAUCUGCUGCUAUUGGAGGAGGAAGUGCAAUACGGUGGCAAUUUAUACCUCAUUUUUCCGUUCUACUCGGGCGGUGACCUGUUCGACGUGGUGCGUCACAGUCCACUUGAUGGUCGACUACCGGAAACUACUGCACGUCGCUAUCUGCGCGACGUGGUGCGUGGUUUACUGUGCUUGAAGCAAAAUGGUUUGGCACACCGCGAUAUUUCGCUGGAAAACAUAGUGUUGGAUGCUGAAGGCGUGUGCCACGUGUGCGACUUUGGUUUAGCCACUAAACAUGGCAAAUUCGUGGCCCCCGGUAGAGUUGGUAAAGCUUGGUACAUGGCUCCAGAGGUUUUCGCAGCCAAGGACCCGUACGACCCGCUACAAGCUGAUAUCUGGUCACUUGGCGUGUUGCUGGCAAUUAUGUUGGCAGGAGCCCCACUUGUCGAAAAACCCACUAGCGACGACCGUCAGUUCCGUGUCUUGAGUCAUGGCGGCGGUGUACGAAAGCUGCGUCGAGCUUUCCCUCGCAAAUUGUCUGAAGAAGUCUGGGAUCUGAUGGAGAAGUUGCUGACUUUGGAUCCACACAAACGUCCUACAUUGGAGCAGGUGGCCGAACACCCCUUCUUAUCGUCGAACUACCACCACAGUGUCAACUACGUCAACUGCUGUUCCAGAUAAAAAAAAUUGUUUGUUCAACCUGUCUUCAUAAUAAAACGUCGUAUAUUAGCAAGGGUAAAGCAAACGUUCAAUACAUGUACGUCCAUUGAUGUCCUCGUU
Messenger RNA from Phytophthora nicotianae INRA-310, 1593 nucleotides. RefSeq names its product CAMK protein kinase. Lineage: Eukaryota; Oomycota; Peronosporomycetes; Peronosporales; Peronosporaceae. Gene Ontology annotation, biological process: protein phosphorylation. Bases 430 to 1494 code for a protein of 354 amino acids. The transcript has a single exon. Gene Ontology annotation, molecular function: ATP binding; protein kinase activity. The record is from RefSeq and is a predicted model, not a curated record.